CCCGUUUCCACCCAGAGAGGUGCAUCAUUGUGGAAUUAGGGUUUUGAAUUCGGUGGGCGAGAGAGGCAGAGAUCAGGGAAUCAUGGGUGGAGGUAAUGCUCAGAAGUCCAAGAUGGCCCGUGAAAAGAACUUGGAGAAAGCUAAAGCUGCCGGCAAGGGAAGUCAGCUUGAAGCCAACAAGAAAGCUAUGAGCAUCCAGUGCAAGGUAUGCAUGCAAACUUUCAUUUGCACAACAUCAGAGGUGAAAUGUAGGGAACAUGCUGAAGCAAAACAUCCGAAAGCUGACGUGAAUGCUUGUUUCCCGCAUCUGAAGAAAUGAUGACGCUGUGUUUUCUUUGUGGUUGAAACAGUAUGUCUAUAAUAUCAUCAUCAUCAUCAUCAUGUGUGGCAUGUUAUCAUCAUUUUAUGUGUUUGAAAUGUUAGUAAAAGGAAGGACACCUGAUUCCAUGGUUUAAAUAAUAUGCAUAUAAUAUAUAUAUCUAAUGACUGUUUAGUUCUGGC
Messenger RNA from Cynara cardunculus var. scolymus (artichoke), 501 nucleotides. RefSeq lists its product as uncharacterized. The coding region runs from base 83 to 319 and encodes 78 amino acids. The record is from RefSeq and is a predicted model, not a curated record. The transcript is spliced from 3 exons. Lineage: Eukaryota; Viridiplantae; Streptophyta; Magnoliopsida; Asterales; Asteraceae.